Messenger RNA from Paramecium octaurelia, 1743 nucleotides. NCBI's taxonomy places the organism in Eukaryota, Ciliophora, Oligohymenophorea, Peniculida, Parameciidae. The record is from the annotation of a GenBank genome assembly.
AAUGGCUUCGGCAUUUCCAAAAUUACCAGGUUUUGUGCCAACAUAAGAAUUGGAUGUAUAUUUAACAUUAAUCCAAGAAACCCAACUUUAGAAAGGUGUCUUCUGUGAAAUAGGAAUAAAAUCGAGAAAUAGUAACAAUUGAAGUUUUACAAUAUAUAGAAGCAACUGCCAAAUAAAGAAUACCCUGUCCCCAGAAAAUAGCCUGUUCAAAUUCCUCCUUAAUCAGGAAUGUUUAAUCCAGAUUACUUAAGUACAACACACGCAAUGCAUAUGCCAAAGGUACUUAGAUUAAAACAGUAUAAUGAGAAUGUGGCAAAUGAUUCCGAAGAGCUCUAUUAACCAAGUUGGGUUAAGAUGGACAGACAUGUUCUGAGAUUCAGCGGUUAUUUUAAGGAGGCAGUCGUGGAAUCAGCCCUAGAGAAUUACAGAAUUCGCAAAAUAACAAUCUUUUACUAUUUAGAAGAUCACUCCUUGAGUAUCACAGAGCCAAAACAAGAAAACAGUGGAGUUCCUCAGGGAGCUUUUUUGAAAAGACAAAAAGUAGCAGUACAUCAAUAUUCUAAAGGUGUUAAGAGCUGAUGGUUCAAAGACAUUUAUUAUACCAGAAGAUUUUAGAAUCAACCAAGACAUUGAAAUAUUUGGUAAAACAAUUAGACUAUACGAUUGCGAUUAAUAUACAAGAGAAUUUUAUGAGGUUUCAAUCCGCUUAAUGCUAUUAGGGAAUUGGUCAAUAAUAAGCCUCAUCAUUCAAUCCGGGAUGUGAUUCCUUUGAGACUAAAACGAUGACUAAGUAUGUACCCCAGAAAGACACAGUGAUGAAGGAUUAUCUUGAACAUAAAUUGGGUGGUGGCAAAGUAACAUCAUAAAAACAAUUCUUAGAAAAUGACAGAAAGGUAAAUUGAUGACUUAUAUGUAGGUGCUUAAAUUCUAUGUGUUCUCAGAUAUAGAUUACGUGUUACAUUAUUAUUUGGCUGAUGAUACCAUUGAAAUUAAAGAGAUCAAUUCAGCCAAUUCUGGUAGAGUUCCAUUCCCAAUGAUGUUGAGAAGACAAAAGUUGCCUCGUAAAUUCUCACUCAAUCAACCUGGAUAAACUUAUGCGGAAGACUUUAUCAGACCACAAGAUAUUCAAUUUGGAUAGCCAUUAAUAAUUUACAACAGAAAGUUUUUCAUUAAGGGAUGUGAUCCAUUUACAAGAUAUUACUAUCAAGAAAAGUUUAAUGUAGAUUUUCCAUUGGGGGGCCAAGAAGAAUACCAAUAAGAACAGAAAUCAAGUAAUUAUCCACUCUAUUUCAGAUAUCAUUAUACCCCCACACAAUGGCAUAGGAGACGAGUAGGAUUCAUUGGGUUAUAUCUACAGACUUUAACCAAAACCUCCAAAAAAGGAUUUCUUCAAAUGGGUUGACAAUCAAGUAAAUUUAAGAUUUCUGGCUAUGUUUAAUACAACCAAACCAGAGGAUAAAGACAGGUACGAAAUGCUAAAGAUAUCAAUUUAGAGUAUUUGUUAUAACAUACUUCUUGAAUGAUGACAGUCUAUUGGUUUAUGAGCCAACUGUAAGAAACUCAGGAAUCCCUGAUGGCAAGUUUUUAGAGAAAAGAAAAUACAAGAAUGUUAACAAUAAUAAUGAAUAUUUUAUUCCUCAAGAUUUAAUUGUAGGAAACGAAGUUGUGAUCAAUGGGUGGAGAUUUCAGUUGCUUGAUUGCGAUGAAUUCACUAAAAAGUGGUAUGCUGAAAAUUUUAAAUGA